This is a messenger RNA of Branchiostoma belcheri (Belcher's lancelet), 813 nucleotides long. RefSeq names its product kinesin-like protein KIF26B. Lineage: Eukaryota; Metazoa; Chordata; Leptocardii; Amphioxiformes; Branchiostomatidae. Gene Ontology annotation, molecular function: microtubule motor activity. Gene Ontology annotation, biological process: microtubule-based movement. The transcript has 6 exons. The record is from RefSeq and is a predicted model, not a curated record. Bases 49 to 813 code for a protein of 254 amino acids.
CCAUGUGGCGGUAAGUCGGAGACUGUUCGCAGCACAUGAACGGAGAAGAUGAGCGCAGGCGGAGCGGGCUUGGGGCUGGGAGCGGGCCGGGACAGGAGCAGUGACGGCCGCAGACUUCACACCUUUCAAAACAUAGAUCCACAGGCCGGGGCGGCGAGAGCUUCCCGGUUACCACAACCCAUGGACCGCAAGGCGCAGUCCGGCGCGGCGGAGCGAGGGCGAUCCAGGGCCGCGGGAGGAGGAGGGACAGGGGCCGGCAUCUGCUGCGAGAAGUGCAACGCCCGGCUGGUAGAGCUGAAGCGCCAGGCCCUGCGGCUUUACGUGACUUCUCGGGGGCUGUUGGCGCACAACGUUACGGACUCUGACAUGUCGGCAUCGCUUGCGGAGAAGCUUCAGAUCCCGGAGGGCUUGCAGAAGGGGUGGAGCGAGGACCACUGCGAGACGUGCGCCACUCACCUGGACCAGCUGAAGCAGGACGCCAUCGCCAUGGUCCAGUCCCUGGACGAGGCCCAGUCCAACCCCGGCAGUGCACCCCUGGGCAACCUCUCCUCCAUUGUGGGAUCCAGGAACAUCGCCGCCUUACAGCGCGGCGGCCACCUGCCCACGCUCAACCCGUCCUCGCACCACCGCGCCACGGGCAGGCACGCGCAGGGGAAGCAGCAGUACCCGGCCCACAGCAUGCUGCCUGUCAGGACCUCACCCUCUGCCGUGGCAGCACACGCACAGCAGCUCCUGGAGGACAACUGGAGCGUCUCCAAGCUGGGCUUCCAGCAUCCACACCUCACACAGGUACAGAUUCACACAGGACUCUGA